Molecule: messenger RNA, 1698 nt
Organism: Effrenium voratum
Lineage: Eukaryota; Dinophyceae; Suessiales; Symbiodiniaceae
Source: the annotation of a GenBank genome assembly
GGGGGGGGGGGUCAAAUCGCCCGAUUUCGCGCCCGACUUCGGCAUGGCGGGAUCAGUUCCGCAUGUCCCGGUGCCGCCGCAUCCCACGGUGGUGCUGCUGAACGCGCGGCCCUGGCUCUACGACAUCAAGGCCACCAGCCUCAAGGAGGUUUCAGAGGAGCAACUGGCUGAGGCGGUGCAUGGUGCGGACGUGGUUUGGCUUCAAGGCGUUUGGGAGCUAGGCCCCUACGGGCGGCAGCACGACCUGGCGGACCCCGGGCGUGUCCAGCACUUCCGCGACUGCCUGGCGGACUUCUCGGAGGCGGACUGCAUCGGCUCCCCCUACGCCAUCAGCCGGUACUGCUGCAACCGAGCGGAGCUUGGCACCGAGGAGGACCUCGCCUCCUUCCGCGCGCGCUUGGCCAAGCGCAAGGUGGGCCUGAUGCUGGACUUCGUGCCCAACCACAUGGCAAGGGACAGCCCCUGGAUCGACAAGCCUGGGCUCUUCAUACAAGGUUCCGAGGGGCCCGUCUUCGGCCGGGACCCCUACUCGGGGGACUGGACAGAUACGGCGCAGCUGAACUACUGGUCUGAGACCUGCCGGGAGCACAUGCUGCAGGAGCUGCUGAGCCUGGCGGAGCGCUGUGAUGGCGCCAGGGUGGACAUGGCCAUGCUUUGCAUCAACGAUGUGAUCGAGAGGACCUGGGGCCCGCUGCUGCGGGAGCAAGGCUUCCAGCGCCCCAAGGAGGAGUUCUGGCUCUGGGCGCUGCCGCGGCUCCGGGAGCGCCACCCGGAUUUCCUGCUGAUGGCCGAGUGCUACGAGUACGAUGAGAUCCUGCCGAGCGGCACCAUGUUGGAGAUCUUGCGGCAAGGCUUCAGCGCUGCCUACGACAAGGUGGUCUAUGACAGGCUGACGGAGGGCCACUUGGACAAGCUGCGGGGCCACAUCUAUGGCCACCCGUGCAUGGCCACAGGCCAGCUGUGUCACUUCACGGAGAACCACGACGAGGACCGCGCCGCUUUCCACUUUGAGGGGAAAGCCAUGGCUGCCGCCCUGGCGUCCCUCACCCUGCCAGGGCCCCGCAUGGUCAUGUGGGGCCAGGCGCAGGGCUUUAAGGCCCGCUUGGCCGUCCAUUUGCGGCGCGCAAGCAAGGAGGCCCCAGACGCCGCCAUCGCCCAAGCCAUGCGCGGCUUGAUCGCUGCCUUGCCUAGCUGUCGGGGCCAGUGGAAGGAGCUGCAAAUCCGGGGUGAUGCUGCCUGGAGGUUUCUUGCCUGGUCCUGGAAGGGUGCUGCAGAUGUGGCGGCAUCAGUGGUUGUUGUGAACUAUUCUGAUGAAGAGGCAUGGGCAAACGUCGAGCUUGGAGGACUGUUCGAGGGCAAGGGCGACACGUUGUGCAUGGCAGACGCCCUCACUGGAGAGGUCUUCGAGAGGAGCUUGGCGGCUCUUGGAGCUGAGGGCCUGGUGGUAGGCCUCAAGCCCUUCCAGUCCCACCUGUUGCUGUGCAACUUCAAGUGAUUCGGCGGCCGACUGCAAAUCCUUGCCUAAGGAAUAAUAAACCCGUAGGUUGAUGAGGGUGUUGACACCCAUUUAAGAGCCGGAGCUGGCAAAGUGCACUUCCUUUACUACACCUUUCGAUCCGGAGCUGCCAAAGGGAAUCCGGUCGGCGCUUUUGCGCGCAACAUGCCCUUUCUUGUUUCAGGUUGAUUCACCCGGUGACA